AUGGAUCCGUUACGCGAGGAAGCUAUCUACAACGAACGCCAUGUUAAAGUAAUAUGCGUCGGAGCGGGUGCAUCAGGGCUAUGCUUGGCAUACAAGCUCCAACGGUCGUUCAGAUCUUAUUCUCUAACGAUAUACGAAAAGAAUCCGAGCGUAGGCGGCACAUGGUACGAGAACAGGUACCCGGGAUGUGCCUGUGAUGUCCCUUCGCACAACUACGUAUACUCUUUCGAACAGAAGCCUGACUUUUCCUCUGUCUACGCCGGUUCGGAUGAGAUCCAAAACUACUUUGAAGAGUUCGCGAAUAAAUACGACUUGAACAAACACAUUAAGUUAUCCCAUGCCGUCCAGAAGACAGCGUGGGUGGAGGCUACAGGACUAUGGAUAGUUGAGGUCAAGAACUUGAACACCGGAGAGGUUACCUACGAUUCCUGUCAUAUCUUGAUCCACGCCUGCGGCUACCUUAAUAAGCCUUCAUGGCCGAAGCUCCCCGGAAUCGACGAUUAUAAAGGCGUCAAGGUCCAUAGUGCGAACUAUGAUAGGAGUAUACCGCUUGAUGGUAAAAACGUGCUACUCAUCGGGGCCGGGUCCUCGGCCGUACAGAUACUGCCCACCAUUCAACCCAUCGUCAAGAAUGUUACGAUCUUUAUUAGGUCCCCUACGUGGGUACUCCCGGAUAUUUCUACCGAGGCUGGACAGUUCACCCGAGAGGAGAUUGAGAAGUUCAAGGAGGAGCCCGAGACUGUCUUGGAGCUGCGACAAACCAACGAAAGGACUAUGAAUAGUAUUUUCAGUCUUUACCUCAAAGGUACAGUGUUGCAGGAGCAAUGCAAGACUCUGCUUAAGGGUGAGAUGGAGAAGAUAUUCGAUGACGAAGAGUCUCGGAAUAAAUUGAUCCCCGAUUUUGCGGUCGGUUGCAAGCGAGUGGUCCCUUCUGGCUUUAGAUAUCUUAGGGCCCUCAAAGAAGAAAACGUCACACCUGUAUAUAGCGGUGUUGAAUCCUUUACAUCAUCCGGUGUUAUCACCAACGAGGGGUCUCACUACGACGGCGAUGUGAUAAUAUGCGCCACAGGCUUCGAUACAUCAUAUAUAUCGCAUUAUCCGAUAUAUGGUCCCGAAGGACGAAACUUACAAAGGGAAUGGUCCGAGUCCAUCAUGGGAUACAUGGGUGUGGGCGCGUCCGAGUUUCCCAACACGUUUACGCUUCUAGGCCCUUACACGCCGGUCUCUAACGGUCCCACACUUAUUGCCAUCGAAGCCCAAGCAGAUUAUAUUUGUUCCUUCAUCGAUCGCUACCAAACAGAGCCGAUCCAUAGCAUGGCACCGAAGGUAGCUGCAUGUGCUGAUUUCAAAGCGCACGUAGCUAGUUUCAUGGAUAAAGCCGUGUGGACGGAUAACUGUCGCAAUUCACACAACAAUCAUAAGGUGGGUGGUCGUGUGCCUACUACUUGGCCCGGUAGCACGCUGCACUAUCUUGAAGCGAUCCGCGAGCCUCGUUGGGAUGAUUGGGAGGUCAAGUAUGCCGGGAAUAGGUUCAGUUGGUUGGGUAAUGGUAUUUCCCAGACGGAAUGGGACCCCACGGCAGACUUGGGAUAUUAUAUUCGACAAAGCGAUGACGGCGUGUGGAAUAGUCGGUGGAAGCGUAACGGAUCAAUCAAUAAGAGUGGAAGUAUGCCGCCUAGAAUAUUACACCGCCAAGCAAAAUUGGCCGUCGCGGCUCCGACUGAUAAGCCGGAGCCGGAAGAGGCAAAGGUAGUAGUGCAGGCGGCGGCAGAGAGCUCAUAG
This is a messenger RNA of Daldinia childiae, 1782 nucleotides long. RefSeq names its product putative sterigmatocystin biosynthesis monooxygenase stcW. Bases 1 to 1782 code for a protein of 593 amino acids. Lineage: Eukaryota; Fungi; Ascomycota; Sordariomycetes; Xylariales; Hypoxylaceae. The transcript is spliced from 4 exons. The record is from RefSeq and is a predicted model, not a curated record. Gene Ontology annotation, molecular function: flavin adenine dinucleotide binding; N,N-dimethylaniline monooxygenase activity; NADP binding.